GUGCAGCCUCAGGGCACACAGCCCCAGCAGCUAGCACAGCAACCUGUUUCACCGGAUCCAUAGCCUGGAAUGAUGCAGGGACCGGGACAAACACAGUGGGUUCCGAAGACGGCCAUCGCCGCUCCUAAACCUUUUACAGGGGACAAGAGAGGCGAGGACCUCAACACAUGGUUGAGGGCAGUGCCGGUCUACGUCAGGUGCAAACUCACCUUGCCGCACGAAGAAGUGCUUGUGGCUGACUCCUAUCUCGAGGGUAGUGCAGCGAGAUGGUUGAGUGGUCUAGUACAACUUCAGGGAUACAGUCAUGACUUCCGCGCUUGGGCGGCCUCCCAGAAAUUGGAGGACUUCCUGAAAAUGGUGGAAGAAAGGUGGCAUGAUCCUCAGGAGGCUCAAAGGGCCACUGACGCGAUCCUGACACUGCACACGCGGCAGUUUAAGUCAGUAAGGGAAGCCACCGACGUUGUUGAGCAUUUGAUCUGUGUCCCUGGGGUACGCUAUGAUCCUCAGGUCCUGUUGACUUUGUACCUGAGAUGUUUUUCACAGCCUCUCAGGAACCAGUUGGCAAAAGAGGCCAACAUCAAUAUACACAACUUUCCUUCGUUUAGCAAGGUGGCCCUAGACCUGGAAGCAAAGAUAGGGCAUGGACAGACACCCACUACGGAAGGGAGAAAGAAGACACUGCCUCCUAACUGGAAGGCGAAGGGUCGCUUAAUGUUUGUCGACAACGAUGGUUCAACCAUCGAGUUGGACGGCAACCUCCAGGAGGGAGUAGGUUCAGAGGCAGGCAGCUUAGACGCUUCAGAGGGUGGAGUGGUCGCUGCCGUAGCGCAGAAAGGCGAGCCGGUGAAAAUGUCGCCGGAGAUAGAGGGAGUAGUUGCCAAGUACCCUGAUCUAUUUGAAGAGCCAACAGGGGUUGUUGAUAGGGAGGUCGUCCACGCGAUAGAGAUUAUCCCAGGGUCUAGUAUUCCGAAGGGUAGGAUCUAUCGGAUGUCUCCAGGCGAGCUUGAUGAGCUUCGCCGCCAACUCAAGGAACUCGAGGAGAAGGGUUGGAUCCGGCCGAGUGUCUCUCCUUACGGAUCUCCAGUACUAUUCGUACCUAAGAAAAAGGAGGGCACUCUCAGAAUGUGCAUUGACUAUAGGGGCCUCAAUGCCAUCACUGUGAAGAACAGAGAGCCCCUACCGCGCAUCGACGAUCUGUUAGAUGGAGUGCAAGGGUGUCGGUACUUCAGCAAGAUAGAUCUGAAGUCUGGGUACCAUCAGAUUGCAAUUUGGCCCGAGGAUCAACAUAAAACCGCUUUUCAGACUAGGUACGGUCUGUACGAGUUUGUGGUGAUGCCUUUUGGCCUUUGUAAUGCUCCUGGCACCUUUCAGCACGCUAUGAAUCAGAUAUUUCAUGACUACUUGGAUAAGUUUGUCAUCGUGUACCUCGAUGACAUACUUAUUUUUAGUAAGACUGUCGAGGAACAUGUUGCACACUUGGACAAAGUCCUCGGUCUCCUGCGACAACACAAGUUCAAGAUCAACGGUGAGAAGUGUGAGUUUGGCCGCACCCGUGUCUUGUACUUGGGUCAUGAGAUCUCCGCGGAAUGGUUGAAGCCCGAUGAAGCGAAGGUGGCCAGCAUUCGUGAUUGGCCACGUCCUCAGUCUGUGACUGAGAUGAGAUCUUUCUUAGGAAUGAAAGGCUACUAUAGAACUUUCGUGAAGAACUAUAGCAUAGUGGCCGCUCCUUUGACUGAUCUGACCCGCCUUGACACCCCAUGGGAGUGGACAGAAAAGUGUGAGGCUGCUUUCAGACAUCUGAAGCAUGCAUUAACUCACUAUGAAGUCUUAAAACUUCCUGAUCCUGACAAGCCGUUCAUAGUUACCACGGAUGCCAGCCAAUACGGCAUUGGCACCGUGCUCGCGCAGCAGGAGGGGCCAAAGUUGAGGCCAGUUGAGUACAUGUCUAAGAAAAUGUCGUCUCCGAAGUUGGCUAGGUCCACUUAUGAGAAGGAACUCUAUGCAGUGUACAAGGCUCUUACCCAUUGGAGACACUAUCUCCUUGGGAGGUUCUUCAUCCUCAGGACUGAUCAUCAGACCCUGAAAUGGAUGAAAACCCAGUCGGUACUCUCUGACGCUCUCAGUAUCUCAAAGGGGAGUAUAACAAGGUUGCUGACGCCCUAUCGCGCAGACCAGACUUCUCAGGUGCGCUGAUUACUGAGUUCAGUCUUACGGACAAUGUUACUCAAUCUUUGGUGGAAGCCUAUCGCGAGGACCAGUUUAUGUCC
Messenger RNA from Chara braunii, 2267 nucleotides. Lineage: Eukaryota; Viridiplantae; Streptophyta; Charophyceae; Charales; Characeae. The record is from the annotation of a GenBank genome assembly.